This is a messenger RNA of Magallana angulata, 2572 nucleotides long. RefSeq names its product nucleoporin Nup43-like. Lineage: Eukaryota; Metazoa; Mollusca; Bivalvia; Ostreida; Ostreidae. The transcript is spliced from 8 exons. Gene Ontology annotation, cellular component: nuclear pore outer ring. The record is from RefSeq and is a predicted model, not a curated record. Gene Ontology annotation, molecular function: protein binding. The coding region runs from base 75 to 1217 and encodes 380 amino acids.
UUGGUUGAACAUAAUUGGUUUCCUUACUAGUAUCGCCCUAUGUCCCGCCAUGUGCAAAUCGCAAAUUAACAAAAAUGGCGGAUUCCAUACAGUCGUUCGUCAAAUUUGUUUCAAGAAAAAUCAGCAAAAUCAAAUGGCAGCCAAGCCAGAAACAGACACUGGAAUGUUCAGACACGUUUGUGACUGGAAGCUGGGAUGAUGAGAAAAACAAGAUCUGUCUUUGGCAUCUGGGUAUGCAGGAAUCUAUGGAGAGGGAUGAAAUGGACGACGCACUGGAACCUGCUCUGAAGUGUGAGGCCGACCAUAACGGUGAUGUCACAGGGCUGGAGUACGUUGGAAGUGAUGUGAUUGUAGCAUCCUCGUCCACCGGAUCAGUCGCUCUGUACAAACACCACACCUCAUCACAGACUAUGGGCAUACAGUACAAGUGGCAGUGUCUCCAUUCCCAUGGCAACCAUCUAUGUCCCUGCACGUGUUUAGCAGUGAGGGACAAAACCAUCGUCACAGCGGGGGAAGACGGAAAGAUGGUCGUACUUAGUGCCGAGCAGAAGUCACCGCAACGAAUCAUAGAGAAUGCAGACAGCUCCACCAUCAAUGGCCUGGUUUUUCUGCGACACACAGAGGUUAUCUCUGUCAACUCCUCUGGCCAACUCAAGACCUAUGACCUCCGGUCCAGCUCAGACGCCCCCGCCCAGACCCUCUCUGUGAGCGGUGAGUUGACCUCUCUGCACUCGGUAGACAGACACCCGGGGCAGCCCCACAUUGUGGCAACAGGAAGUGGAGACGGUGUGUUGGGGAUCUGGGAUUUACGGCAGGAGAAAUCUCCUGUAUCUCUCUUAGAGGCCCACAAUGGACCAGUUUGGGAGGUGAAGUUUCACAAGACAAACUCAGAUCAUUUGUUCACUUGCUCAGAAGAUGGCGCUGUUUGGCACUGGGACUCCUCAUUGGUCGGUGCCAGUCACAUGGUACAGACACAGAUCACAGGUACAGGUGCUGGUUCAGGUGGUGCCAAUUUCUCGGUCAACCCGUCGUUUCAGUUCGGUGGUAGCGAGACUCUAAACAAGUGGUUGUCCCCAGACAAUAGUAAGAUGGAGAUUAACUCUCUGAUCGAUGACAACAUUCUCCCUGUGAAUUCUGUAGACAUUGAGUCUCAGACCCUUCUGUGUGGGACGGACUCCGAGUCCAUUAUCACCAUCAGGCUUCCCUCUAUGAGGUAAUGUAGUGAUGUGCACACAGGAGGUGUGGAUUUAAAUGUGUCAUAUGUGUGGUGGAUACUGAGAGAUACCAAGGAAUGGAGUGGAUCCAAGUUUUGGCUGUUCAAGAGUGGUGACAAUUUGGAGGUGGAUCCAGUAAAUGGCUCUGUGUUUUAGGUAUUCCAGGAUGAAGAUUCAUUUGUAAUGGAUUAACUUCAUGUUCAUACCUGUAUUAGGUUACAAGAAUUCUUGAGAAAAAAACCUGUAGAUCCGACAUACUUUCCAUGAUGUACGAUGACCUCUAUAUUGUUUCUUUACAUUUUUAAAGCUGAUAGAUAAGUGCUUCGUUAUUAUUAAAAAGAAACCACCAAUUUUUCAAACUUCUGAAUUGGAAAAUAAGUGCUUUAAGAUUGGCAGCCAGUGUUUCUUUAUUGGGGAGGGAGUAGGGGGAUUAGAAUACCGUAAGUUAUUUAUCAUGACAAGAUGAAAAUGAGAGAUAAGAUGGAUGAACAAGAUGAAGGGCAGACAUGUUGUACAGUAUACUAAUCUGUCCCUGCUAUGUCUUCAACAGUCUGGGCAGUGUAAUGAGAGGGAGACCUAUGAUUGUAAGAAAAUGGUGUGCAUACAUGUAUUAUGAAACUUGAAAUGUGCAUACUACAUCACCAACCACCUGACACUCCAGGGGAACCAGCUAAAGGCUGGUACACUUAGCAUUCGGUGGUAAGGACAGAUAACACUGCCUUCACUAGAAAGGGAGCAUAAUUUUUACUUCAGUCUGUAUAAAAAUCCAAGUGAACUAUGUUCAGAAAAGUUGAUCAUCAAAUUAAUUUUUAUAUGUAUCUUAUGUUAGAGAAUAUGAAAAAUUGUCACAUCGACAAAUUUUUAACUAUUUCAAACUUGCAUGGUUGAUUUAACUAUAAUAUAAUACCGAAUGUCCUGUGUGGUCAAAGAAACUUUUGCAUAGACUGAAAAAUACAAGUUUUGUGUGUUAUCAAAUGCAAGGUUAUGAACCAAUAUUAUUUUAUGCAAAUAAAGAAGAAUUCAUCAUUGAUAUUGUGUCAUUUCCCACUGAACAAAAACUUUUUUUUUAUAAUACAUGUACAUGUAUACCCAAUUGGGUCUUGUAUAAUUGUAAUUCAUGCAGUCAGGUAAAGUCAUUUUCUUACCCAGGUCAAACCAUUCAUGUCUGAUGAGUUGAGGGUAAUUAAUCAUAUGUUGGUUGUUGGAAACAGAACUUGUGUGCUGUAGUGUUAAGUGCUAGAAUGGGUCGUUUAAAUAUGUUGAUGCAUACCCAAAGACACCACAAACCAGGUUCUUUUGACAAUGUUUUGUUAUAUAACAUGUUGUUUGUAUUGUAAAAUAGAUUGUUUUAUGUAAAA